CGUCACUGCUUCUGGCUCAAAGUUCAGGUCAUACAGACAGUUUCAGUAUUGCCUCUGCGAGUGUGUUUGUGUUCCCCCUCAGUCUCUUACCUAUUCCUCUGUUCAUACUGAGUGCUACAGGAUGACCCGUUGGGCCCUUCUUGCUCCCCUCCUGCUGGGCCUGUUCAUCCACAUUGCUGUUAGCCAGGAGGCUGAGGACCCAACUGCACCACCACCAGAACAGGCCUCUGAUGGCACGCAGGCAGAGGAUGAGAAUGAGGAAUGGGGACUAAAUUCCCUUAGAGGCAGCUUUGAGUCUGUCGGAGGAUACUUUGACUCGAUGCUGGAAUUCAUGGGCGGACGUGAUGGAGUAUGCCAAUACCGCUGUCGAUAUGGUAAAGCUCCUCUUCCUCGUCCUGGCUACCAGAUGCCUGAACCUGAUGGAUGUAGCUCCUAUUUCUUUGGCCUUCCUGUUCCAGAGGGGAUGGACAUAGGAAUCCCCGCCAUGACCAAGUGUUGCAACCAGCUGGAUAUGUGUUACGACACCUGCGGCUCCAACAAGUACCGCUGCGACUCCAAGUUCCGCUGGUGCCUCCACAGCAUCUGUUCUGACCUCAAGAAGAGCCUUGGCUUUGUGUCAAAGGUUGAAGCGUGUGAAACGGUAGCUGACACCUUGUUCAACACAGUGUGGACCCUGGGCUGCAGACCCUACAUGAACAGCCAGAGAGCAGCAUGCUUCUGUCAAGGCGAGGAGAGAGAUGAACUUUAGAUUUAGAAAUGAACCACGCUCCUAUUUAUUACAGUAUCAACUGGUGUGACAUUGCAGACGAUAGCACUCUGAGUGAUGGUGUUGCAAAGACUGCUGUCUGACUACUUGAGUAAUUUAUUUGGACGUUCUCCCUCUCAAGACGUUAUAUUAUUUGUUCUAAGUUCAACAGCACACCGUAUUACAAGCCAAAACCAUUUGUGUCUUGUAGAGGUGCAUUACUGCUGUCUGUGGUGAAGCAUCUAUGCGUUGGCAAUGGAGCAUGAUUCUGGAAAAGUACAAAUACACAGUAUGUGGUGUCAGCUACACCUUAAAUGCACAGACAGCCUUUUGUGUUUCAGUCUUUGCAUGUUACCAUGUAAUACUUAACCUACCUGAUAAAUAAAUGUUAUUAACAGAUCCA
Messenger RNA from Acanthopagrus latus (yellowfin seabream), 1148 nucleotides. Its product is annotated as group XIIB secretory phospholipase A2-like protein. NCBI's taxonomy places the organism in Eukaryota, Metazoa, Chordata, Actinopteri, Spariformes, Sparidae. The record is from RefSeq and is a predicted model, not a curated record. Gene Ontology annotation, biological process: lipid catabolic process; cholesterol homeostasis; triglyceride homeostasis. Gene Ontology annotation, cellular component: extracellular region. The coding region runs from base 122 to 748 and encodes 208 amino acids. Gene Ontology annotation, molecular function: A2-type glycerophospholipase activity; calcium ion binding. The transcript is spliced from 4 exons.